This is a messenger RNA of Toxorhynchites rutilus septentrionalis, 4052 nucleotides long. RefSeq lists its product as uncharacterized. Bases 1114 to 2016 code for a protein of 300 amino acids. The transcript is spliced from 5 exons. Gene Ontology annotation, molecular function: growth factor activity. Lineage: Eukaryota; Metazoa; Arthropoda; Insecta; Diptera; Culicidae. The record is from RefSeq and is a predicted model, not a curated record.
CGUACGGUGAACAACUCUCCUUCGUGUGUGGCACUAUGUACAGUUAGACUGAUUCGUGUGAUCCUUGCAAGGGUAUUAUCGAAGAAGGGGUUGAAGAUUUUUUUUUGUGCCGACGGUUUGGUGGAUCGCUGAGAACGGAAAAUGACAUCUACUAACAACUUGGUGGCGUUGCAUUUGUCGUGUGUGUCCUGUAAUCGGGAUCAGUGAAUUAAUUUAGAUUUGAACGCUGCAAUCCCACAGGUGCAAGGUUGGUGUGGAAGAAAAGGGGGGAAAUACUGAUAAAGACGAUGCGCGCUUUCGUAUAAUCGAAGAAAGUUAUCAACCACCUCAUAACGAUUAAAAUAUUUAUAUUCUACCGAAGCUUAAGUGGUAUAUGCACGUGAGUUUUCGAAUGGUGAUUUAUACCGCCCGAAGUGCUAUCAAGAUAUAUGUGAAAUAAUUUGAUUCUUUUUCGCAAAAGCGCGGAAAAGUUAGAUUUGUGAAGAUCAAAAAGCUAUAAGAAAAGAGAAAAAUUAAGUGCAUGCAAAUAAAGUAUCAUGUGUACUGAGGAUGAAGAAUUCCUUGUAGGAAACCGCAAGCAAGUGAUUCUUGUAACCGAUACUGAUGGCAGAGUUAAACUCAAAUAAAAGUGCAUUAAGGUAAUUCAAACAUAGAAUAACGUGUUUACUCACUGGCUGAGUGAGAUGAAAUUUACAAUAAAUUUUACGUGGUGAGAAAAUUUGUGAUCGUGAACUCUACGCGAAGCAUACAUAAAUCGGAAACUGAAGAAUAUCCGUCGUCAUAACGUUGAUUUUGGGAACUCGGAAGAAACAACGAAUUAGUUUUUCGCCACACGCUUGGAGUUGCUGCAUUGGCUUAGAGUUGCAUAUGGAAGUGAGUGGUGAUGGUGAAAAAUAUUAUACAACAGAAGAUUACGAAUUUUGCAAAGGUUUGCCGUUAGAUUCCAAGUAUCAUUUCAAGUGGUGUUUAACAAAAUAUUUUUAUAUGUGUUUAUCAACCUGUUUGGAUAUAACUCCCGCGAUCUGGAUCGGUGGCUAUCUGUUCAGUAGCAAUUACGAAUGUGACAUUUUAAUAAUAAAAAAUAAAAAGGUACAAUGAGGCCAAAUAAAUACGAUGUUACCACAGCUUACCGUCUAUGCCAAGAUUUUGUGCCUCCUGAUGGUGGUGAUAAUUGCCGGAGCAACACCCGAUUACAUGUAUCUACAAUCGGACUGUUCAUCAAAGUUUGUUCGGAUAGUGGCAAAAAAUGGCACUGUCUUUGCCGACGACAACGGACAGAGUGGUCGCCCUCAAACUUUCACCAUAGAGCCAUUUUCUCUGCCGAAGAAAAAUUUAACUAUAGGAGUAGCUAUACGCUGCGAAGAAACCGAUAUGUACUUAUGCUUCGACAAAAACUGGAAAAUCAAAGGCAUGAAAAACAGAGGAAACAUCGUCAGCCGAUCACGUUGCCAUUUUUACGAAAAACUCGAGAGAGGAUACUUUCGGUACCAAUCGGUCAUCAAUCAGACAAAAUAUCUCGGUUUCGUCGGAAGCGGUAAACCAAUAAACUACAAAUUAAAGCGCGUAAUCAACGAAAAAUGUUACAAUUUUCAACGUACCAAUGCAUCUGGCCUGUUUUUCGAGAAUAAACACCAAAACACAGGUACGGUUGAAGUUCCACCACAUCCCCAUCGACACAAGCAUGGUUCGGGUGAUCAGAGACGAACACGUGGCAAAUUCCAUUCGCCGCAUCGAUCACAGAAUCUCGCCGAACAAGGACCUUCGUCUUCAUCACAGAAAGCGAUGCAAUCGCACACCUUAUCUGUGACUACCAGCGGUUCACGGUUCAUUGAUCAUCCGAUUCCAUCGCAUAGAACCACACAAAUGAGCAACGAUGUCCAUACCACUACCCAGAAACCAGCGAAAACUGUGCGGACAAAGAAGCAGGCAAAACCUUCCAAGCGUCCAGGAAAACUGAACAAAAAGGCUAUCAUGUACGGAACCGUUCAAUUUGGAGAAAACGGUAGACCACAGUAACGUUUUUGAAACAUGAUUAGUCUUUCGCGUUGUUUUCCUACAUUUAUCUCUCUGAACAUCUCAAUUAUCGUAUAUACGCUUGCAGAUUACUAGGGAUGGAUUGCUCUUGUAUUAAAAUGUUACAAAACCGGGAAAGCUUUAUUAGAAUUAAAUUUGAAACUAAGCGUCUAUACAUCCUAGAAGUUUAUUAAACAAGUAAUGAACGAUUGCCAAAAUAUUUUUCAUCUAUGUCUCUGCUACCAUAAAUCCUAAAGUAUUAUUCGUGAAAUGACUGACACAAAUAUCAAAUUACGAUAGACAGAAUAGGAGACAAUACGGCAAAAUGUUGUAAUUUAUUUGUUGCGGCGACCGAAGCGAGGAAAAUAAACAAACCACGGACAUUAGAAAUCGCUGAGAGCUUUUAGAUGCCUUAAUCGAUGUGUAGUUGUAAACGUUUAUAGGCAUAUAUUUCAAUCAACAAUUAUUGAAAAAAUCAGGUGUUAUCAAUAUAAAAUUUGUAACUGUAUACAUUAUGUAAUUGCACUGCAUGACAAAGUCUCGUUGCGUUUAUUUUUUUACCGCUCAGUGCAUUUUUCUUGCCAGAUCGAUCAAUGUUCAUUGCGUUCAACUGUCAUUGUUUUAAUUCACCUCAAAUACAUUCGCUUCCUUGUGCAACCGCAUUGAAAUCGUGGCGUUUUAUGUCCGAAGCCUUCAUUUCGCACUGAUAUUGAAAAAUACCUCUCAGAGCAUGAAUUGAUGAAUUGACAACAAUAAUCGCUACUAUUACAAGAAAAAAAAACGUGCACAAAAGAUGUGACUUAACGAGUAAACGCUAGUAUUUGUGUGCAUUUAUAGAAGCGUUUAGAACGCAAGGCAAGUCAGACCGCUAUUUACAUUACUAAGAUCAAUAUUACAAAACAACAAUAGAAACUAAAUUAUCCAGGAGACACGAACCCACUGUUAUGAAGUAAACAAAGAUAUUGAAACUAAACUAAUCUCAAAUAACGUAAGAAUCUCACUAAAAGCUCCAGACGACAACAAAAUAACAUAUAUCGAAAAAUUGUAUUGCUGCUAACGUGUAUCUUCAACGGCCGUAGAAAUUUUAGCAAAACAUAAAUUAUCGUAACAAUUUCAAAGCAUACGAAUCCCGGUAGGAAGUCGUUGAAUUGUGAAAGUAUUACAUACAUCUAGAGAGAGAACAAACGGAACGGAAACAAAUUCCAAGCCAUUCUCUAUAUCACGGCACUCUAAGAAGAAAACACUAUAGUACACAUGUUAUUUGCGUUAAUCAUGACUGCCAAAAAUACAUACAAAAUAAUCAAUACUCUCCUAUAGGUUUCCCGCAUUUAGUAAUUAUCUGAAAACUCUAAGAAAGCACAUACGCAUCACUGGUUCAUUUCUAUUCCGUUAUUAUGUUCAACAACAGCAACAACAACAACACUAGACUUCUUAUUUAAUCCUAUGGAGACAGACAGUUAUUUAAUUUUAACAUUCCAUUAUUUCUAGUGUUCUUUUUUCUGUAUAAAUGUUCUCGCGAAUUUUCAUUUGUAUGAUAAUAGGUAUCAUCUCAUCAUUCUAUUAUUUAAGCGUGUAGUGACAAAUCAGAAUCAGUGGAAUAGCCAGUUUUCUAAAUAGCUUCGUAUACAUUCUAAACAUUAUUCUAUGUUUCCUCAAGCAAAGAGCGCUUCUCAUAGUUUAGAGCAAAAAGCGAUUUCAGCGUGUGGUAAGCCAAUUAGAGGCAUCUCAUUCGUUUUGCUAGUAUUUUUCUGAAACGCAGCAGCUUCGAGGAAACGAACUGUAGAAAUUUGCAUUGUUAUAAAUGUACAUUAUUAUAAAGCUUCACUUAAACAUUAAAUUACGUUCUACUUGAAUAACAAUACUAUGGUUACUUUCAGUUUUAGCGGAUAAAAUUGAACAAAAUGACAAAAAUAUUAUUUAACCUAGAGAGAAUAUAAAAAAGUAACGAAAAAAAUAAUUCGUAGUUUUCCUUUAAUUUAUGACUACAUUUUAGUAUAACAAGAUUAUUUAACAAUAAAUUAUAAUAUAAAUGACAAUAA